GGGGGAAAAGGUGCUGUGUAAGGUGAGACAGAAGUCUGGGCUUGGUUGCAAUAGCGUGACCAACCGGAAGAAGACCCCCUGCGCUCCUUCUCGCGGAACUGGUCCCGACGUUUGAGGCUGUUCAAGAUGUCCUACUCAUCGUCUCGCAGUUCCUCGCGUGCCAUGGACUGUAAGGUCUACGUAGGUGACCUGGGCAACGGUGCGGCCAAGGGCGAGCUGGAAAGGGCGUUCAGCUACUACGGUCCUUUACGCAGCGUUUGGGUUGCACGCAACCCUCCAGGGUUUGCAUUCGUGGAGUACGAAGAUCCCAGAGAUGCGGAGGAUGCAGUGAAAGGGAUGGAUGGAAAGGUGCUGUGCGGAGUCCGGAUCCGGGUGGAGAUGUCAAACGGUAUGACUAGAAAGUCUCGUUACGGCCGUCCCAGCCGCAAACAGUUUGACCCAAAUGACCGCUGUUACCAGUGCGGCGAGAGUGGACAUUACGCCUAUGACUGCUACCGCUUCAGCAAGAGAGGCCGUCGCAGUAGCAGGUCCCGGUCCCGGUCUCGCUCCAGGUCCCGGGGGCGGAGGUACCGUUCUCGAAGCCGAAGCUAUGAGAAGAGGUACCGCUCUCCUUCAUACUCCAAGCGUAGAAGCAGGUCUGCCUCCCCAGUGCGCUCUAGAUCCAGAAGCCCAGUAAGGAGGUCCAGGUCACCUGUCCGCAGGUCCAGAAGCCCAGUCAGGAGGUCCCGAACACCAGUCCGCAGGAACAGUCGAUCCAAAUCCCGCUCUAAGUCUCGGUCCCGUUCUGGAUCCAGACCUGGAGCUCGCAGCGUUUCGGGAUCCCGCUCUCGUUCCCGUUCAGCCAGUAACAAGAGGGACAGCCGUUCCAGGUCUGCCAGUCCGAGAAAGAGCCCCACUCCAGAUGCUGACUGACCGGAGUGAGGAGUGUGUGUCACCUCGUGCCCUGCCCUUCUCUGCCACCCCCCCCCCCCCCGCUCCGCUCAGGGCUUCAAGCCAUUUUACACUUUGUUUUAGGGUUUUUGUUUUUUUUUUUUUAUUUAAUGAACAACUCCCUUUCCUGGGCAACCCCUGGAUCUGCAGCAGUUAUAUGAAGGUCUGAUGUGAACUGUUAGUUGUAAUCACAAGGCCCAUUCAACGUCUCAGGCAGUUUACAGACCUUUUUAGUCAGUUUAAGGAAAAAUCCCGUACCCCUGCCCAAACCUGCCGCAUCUUUUUUCUUUCUUUUCUUUUUUGUUUGUUUCUCAUGUGUCUUAAUUCUUUUUAAAAGUAUAAAUGCACAUAUAUGGUUUAUGGUCUAGAGCCUGUUGACUGUGGUCUUUUGUGAAUUUGGAAUAAAGCAGCGGCAUGAUUGGACAGCAUCACACGCACUGAAGAGGAUGAACCAAUCAUGAAUUGCCAGAGCUGGUUGUGGAGUAGAAUGUUCUGUUUUUUUCCCUUUUUUUUGGGAAACUGCAAUGAUCUUUUUAAUAAAGUAAAUC
Molecule: messenger RNA, 1478 nt
Organism: Chanos chanos (milkfish)
Lineage: Eukaryota; Metazoa; Chordata; Actinopteri; Gonorynchiformes; Chanidae
Gene: srsf7a
Product: serine and arginine rich splicing factor 7a
Exons: 9
Coding region: 127-912 (261 amino acids)
Molecular function (GO): zinc ion binding; RNA binding
Source: RefSeq, a predicted model, not a curated record